Molecule: messenger RNA, 1953 nt
Organism: Puntigrus tetrazona (Sumatra barb)
Lineage: Eukaryota; Metazoa; Chordata; Actinopteri; Cypriniformes; Cyprinidae
Gene: timm23b
Product: translocase of inner mitochondrial membrane 23 homolog b (yeast)
Exons: 8
Coding region: 381-1004 (207 amino acids)
Biological process (GO): protein import into mitochondrial matrix
Cellular component (GO): TIM23 mitochondrial import inner membrane translocase complex; mitochondrial inner membrane
Molecular function (GO): transmembrane protein transporter activity
Source: RefSeq, a predicted model, not a curated record
GUCGUGGAGCUUUGCUUCGCUUACUUUACAUCCAAGUUUUUUUCAUAUUCACAGUCUGUCCGCAUCAGCGCGCGGGUUGUUUAUCUUCCACCGCAGCGCAGUAUAAAAGUUAAAGGUGUGGGGCGAGAGGGAUGAGCGCUGUUUGUGACGAUUGCUUCGGUGAACGUCGACGGCUUGCUUUACGGCAAACAAGCUUCGCGCUUCAGGUGAAACUUUCGCCAUGCGGCGGUGGCAAAACGGCACAAGUGAAAAUACUCAAUAAUACUCAAAAAUACUCGCCGUUUGAUCGCGUUUCCGACACAAAACACUAACUACCAGCAACUACAGUCGGCCGGGGUCCUUAUUUGACCUUAUUAAUGCUAAGUUAAAGCUAAUCAGAAAUGGAUAAUAAAGAGCCAUCGGGACCGAGAAGCUCAGGAGGCCUCGGUCUGUUUGGAUCUGCUGGCCCUCACUAUUCAAAGACCGAGCUCUCUGGAGUGCCCUUGACCGGCAUGAGUCCUCUCUCUCCAUACCUCAACGUGGACCCCAGGUAUCUCAUACAGGAUUCGGACGAGUUCAUUUUACCCACUGGAGCAAACAAAACUAGAGGACGCUUUGAGCUGGCCUUUUUUACUAUUGGCGGAUGUUGUAUCACAGGUGCUGUUUUCGGGGCUGUAAAUGGACUCCGAAUGAGCCUGUCUGAAACCAGAAACAUGGCUUGGUCCAAGCCUCGCAAUGUACAGAUCUUAAAUAUGGUGACCCGCCAAGGUGCCACAUGGGCGAACACAUUGGGUUCAUUAGCUCUUCUGUACAGUGCGUUUGGGGUGAUCAUAGAGAAAGCCCGCGGGGCUGAGGAUGACCUCAACACGAUUGCUGCAGGAACCCUGACCGGCGUCCUCUACAAAUCCCCAGGAGGUUUGCGGGGAGCGGCUCGGGGCGGUUUGGUUGGCCUGACGCUUUCUGGACUCUAUGCUCUCUACAAUAACUGGGACCGUCUGAAGGGAAGUUCUCCUACACGCUACUGACUGAGUCUGUCAAAACACACACUUCAUCCACUAAUUGCUCGUUUUUGUUAAAUACCAAACAGCGUAGUUUCUUUCUAAAUUCACUGUCCAUUAACUUAAGAUAAACUGCACUUUGAGGCUUCAGAUUCUUUAGUCUCCUAAAAAUAUAUAUAGUUUUGAUACUUGAUGAGGAAUGUUUGAAACUGUUUUAGACAAGUUAACCUUAACUAUUUGAUAGUGUACAGGAAACUGAUAGAUUAACAGAUGUGUGUAUAUUAGUACUAUCAAUUGAUUAAUCACAUCCAAAUAAUAUUUAAUGUAUAUAUCAAUACGAAUGCAUGUAUAUUUAAGAAAAAAAAAUCUAAAUAUGAAUAUACCUGUAAAUAUUUUCUAAAUAUAAAUACUGUUUGUAUGUGCAUUUAUAUACAGCCUAUAUAUUACAUGUUUGUUUUGGAUGUGAUUAGUGACAGUGCUAGUGUAUAUUUAACUGAUAACUGCUGAAAUAGUGCAGCCAUCUUUGCUUGUUUUCGAUGUUUAUAAUAUUCAGGCGUCAUGCGAAACUGCAGUCUGUAACGCAGUUUAAAACGUGUGAAUGAAACUUUGCAGUAGACACAGAUGAGUGUUUACUUAUUCCUUGCUAUAUCACUCGCUAAUUAUGAAUGUAUGAAAUGGUGCUUUGAACUGUGUUAACAGACGCCAGAAUGUAUGUGUAACUAGAACUAAAUGUUUAUUACGUUAAUAAAUCUGUAAAAAUCGGUCGAGGAAAUAAGGUUUAGAUGACGUUAAAUGGCAUUUUUAAGGAAACAGACACUCAAAAUCAGUGACUUGUGUAUUUUUAUUUAUUCGGUUGACAGGAUCAAAGCAUUAGAGAUCAUGUAAGCAAUUAACCUACAUGUGUACGUGUGCAAUACUGCAGUCCAACACUGGCACAUGCUGACAGAAAAAAAAUAAAAGGUUUCUGCACUGUUAA